Sabethes cyaneus is the source of this 1335-nucleotide messenger RNA. RefSeq names its product SWI/SNF-related matrix-associated actin-dependent regulator of chromatin subfamily B member 1 (gene Snr1). Gene Ontology annotation, cellular component: nucleus; nuclear chromosome. Gene Ontology annotation, molecular function: transcription coregulator activity. The coding region runs from base 111 to 1220 and encodes 369 amino acids. Lineage: Eukaryota; Metazoa; Arthropoda; Insecta; Diptera; Culicidae. The transcript is spliced from 2 exons. Gene Ontology annotation, biological process: chromatin remodeling; regulation of transcription by RNA polymerase II. The record is from RefSeq and is a predicted model, not a curated record.
UCAGCCGUGAUUGCUUUCUGCAGGCUUGAGACGCGUUUAUAGAUUGAAAUUGUGUUUAUUUGCAGUCCGUCUACGAAUUUUAACUUUUCAUUGAAUCCUUUACCUUUAUUAUGUCUCUUAAAACAUACGGCGAUAAGCCGGUGAGUUUCCAAAUCGAAGAAAAUGGAGAAUAUUUCUGUAUCGGUUCGGAGGUGGGAAACUAUCUUCGACUGUUUCGUGGUUUACUAUACAAAAAGUACCCGGGUAUGCUAAGACGUACAUUGAGUCCGGAUGAACGAAAAAAGUUGCUUGAUUCUGGAAUUAGUAAUCAAUUCCUGGCCAGUUCGGUUUCGCUACUACGAGCUAGUGAAGUUCAGGAUAUUCUCGAAGGUAACGAUGAAAAAUACAAAGCCGUGUCGGUCACCACGUCCGAGCCACCAGCUCCACGGGAAAGUAAGUCCAGCAAAAAGCAACCCCCAUGGGUUCCAACUAUGCCAAAUUCCAGCCAUCUGGACGCGGUUCCGCAGGCAACUCCCAUUAAUCGAAACCGGGUGCACAAUAAGAAGAUUAGAACUUUUCCGAUGUGUUUUGACGACACGGAUCCAACGUUGAACAUUGAAAAUGCUUCGCAGACAGAAAUCCUGGUUCCGGUUAGGUUGGAUAUGGAAAUCGAAGGUCAAAAGUUGCGUGAUACUUUUACUUGGAACAGAAACGAAUCAAUGAUUACUCCGGAACAGUUUGCAGAGGUGUUGUGUGACGAUUUGGACUUGAAUCCGACACCAUUUGUACCGGCUAUAGCCGCUGCAAUUCGUCAACAGAUCGAAGCUUAUCCCAGCGAACCUGUGGUUUUGGAAGAAGGCUCCGACCAACGGGUUCUGGUUAAGCUUAAUAUUCACGUGGGAAACACAUCGCUGGUUGAUCAAGUCGAGUGGGAUAUGGCCGAGAAAGAAAACAACCCGGAAGAUUUUGCAGUAAAGCUGUGCGCUGAGUUAGGGUUGGGUGGAGAGUUUGUAACCGCCAUUUCUUACUCGAUUCGGGGUCAAUUGUCCUGGCAUCAGCGUACCUACGCGUACAGUGAGGCUCCGCUGGCGACGGUCGAAGUGCCCUUCAGGGCACCAAGCGAUGCAGACCAAUGGGCGCCCUUCCUAGAGACGCUGACCGAUGCUGAAAUGGAGAAAAAGAUCCGCGAUCAGGACCGCAACACCCGACGAAUGCGUCGGCUGGCUAACACCUACACGUAAGCCGUUCAUUGCGGCAGAAAUCAUGAAAUAUUUUUAAUAUCUAACAAUUUUCGUGCUAGAUUAUAAGUCUAUGAACAGCAAUUAUUGUCUGUUCAAUUAUUUCGAAAUAAAUAUG